Cladocopium goreaui is the source of this 645-nucleotide messenger RNA. The record is from the annotation of a GenBank genome assembly. Lineage: Eukaryota; Dinophyceae; Suessiales; Symbiodiniaceae.
AUGCUGUGCUGCUGUGUGGAUGAAAAGCCUGCUGAGUUCGUAGAGCUUCAGACGGAUAGUGCCUUCCCUGAGGGAAAAGGCGGGUCCAAGGAGGCCAAAGAAGAUGGUGACACUUUUGAAGUGAGUCUGGAACGAAAGCCGGGGACUUACUUUGGCGUUGACCUCUCCAGUGCUGGCAAGGCCUGCAUUGUGACCAGCGUCACCUCCGACGGCUUGGUGGCGGAGUGGAACAACAGUGGGGUGGCACCGCGCUGCCAGGUCCAGAAAUACGAUCGGCUUUUGGCCGUGAAUGGGCAGACAAGCGAGAAGAGCAAGGAAGUCCUGGACAUGCUGAAACACACCCAUGAUCAGAUGGUCCUGACCUUCCAGCGCGCCAGGAUCAACGAAGUGAAACUGCAACGCGAUGGGAAGAGUUUGGGCAUUCAUCUGAAAGAUGGCCCACACUUCCUCCUGGUGCUUGGGGUCGAAGAUGGUGUGGUCAAGGAUUACAACAAGUCUGUUCCGCAUCCGUUCCAGGUCGUCUCCUCGGACCGCAUCAUUGCAGUGGACGGCUUCGAAGGCUCCGGUGCUGCCCUCAUGGACAAGGUGAGAGGCAGCGAUCGCGAGCUGUCGUUGAAAGUCUUGGCCUGGAGGGGAAGCGUCUGA